This is a messenger RNA of Anopheles stephensi (Asian malaria mosquito), 2909 nucleotides long. RefSeq lists its product as uncharacterized. The record is from RefSeq and is a predicted model, not a curated record. NCBI's taxonomy places the organism in Eukaryota, Metazoa, Arthropoda, Insecta, Diptera, Culicidae. The coding region runs from base 548 to 1882 and encodes 444 amino acids. The transcript has 8 exons.
ACGGAACGACGGGAAACGAUCCAAACGUGAAGUGUGGUGCCUCCGUACGUGAAGCCAACACAAAGCCUUAUUUCACUGAUUUCCGCGUUUCAUCGGGUGGCUCUAUACCAAGUGCCCAGUCACCUCAGUCGCGCAAGUGAAAAGCACAAAACAGUGUCAAGCGUGUGUGUGUGUGUGUGGUUAUCAACGGUGAAGUAAGAACGAAUAGCCCGGGGGUGAUGUUUAAUUGAAGAAUUUGAAGUGAAGAAUUACCGCAGUUUGGCCGUUGGAAGUUUCGGGGAAAUUUCGCGAUUGUUGAGGCUUUCACCCUUAACGAGCCAUUGUGUGGUGCUUGGUGGCCCAAAAGCGUGUUGUGAAUUGUGAGUGAGUGAAACAAAACAAAACCGGGGGGAGUGUUCCCAGUGCAUGUGAAACGUGGGCGCUGUUUUGAUGAUCGCAGCAUAAACAUAGUUUCCACCAACCACCAAACAAACCUUCGACGGCUUCGCUUUUCUUGAGCAACACUGCAGAACACCCGGAACCGACUGCGCCCGCGCACACGCAGAGGAUGGAUCGAGAUGGGAUGCGCCGUCAACCGGCGUCAGUCGGCAGCCUGAUGACACUAACGGUGCUGUUUGUUCUCGGCACGAUCUUCAUCGGUCAGGCCACGGGUCAGGACACGGAGUUCGCACCGCACGUUACGGCCACCUGCAAGUCCGGCAUGAUGAACAUCAAGAUACAGUUCGCGGGCCCGUACAACGGGGUGGUGCACGCGCGGGACUUUCGGACACCGGCCUGCAUGACCUUCGGUAACGGAUCGGCCACGCUCGGGCUCAGCCUCAACCUGCUCGCCAAGUCCGGCAACAGCGAGUACUGUGGCAUACUCGUCAGCAACGUGAGUGGUGGUGAUCGCACGGAAGAACGCUCCGUUCAGUUGGCCGUCCGGGUGCACAAAACGUUGGAGCUGGCGGACGACAAAUUCUACGUUAUCACAUGCGGCAAAACAGGAUUCGCUAGGGAUGACAGCGGUGCGGUGGCCCUUAAGUUCCUGGACAGUACUGGACGACGCGUCCGGGAGACGGUUUACAACCGGGAGUACACGAUCAAGGCGGAAGUUACCAACCCGAACGGAACAUACGGCAUACGGGUUAAGAAUUGCUUUGCCUUCAACAAGAAGAACAUGUCGGUAGCGCUGAUUGACGAUCGAGGAUGCCCACUGAAGAACGACACGAUGACACGGUUCCGGACGAGUGCGGAUGGUACCAGCGCUACGGCACAGAUUAUGUCGAUGUUUAAAUUCUCCGAAGGUUCCGAGGUGCACUUCCAGUGCGAUGUGGUACAGUGCAAUGGACGCUGUCCGGAGUUGGAUGAGGCGGUGUGUACGGGCGAUGCGAAUGCAUUCGUUAAAUCGGCCCGUGCAUUGGGGCAGGUGGACGAUGGAAUGCUGCUGGCGGCCACGACCGUCUUCGUGAUUGAUCCUGCAUUUGCACCGGUAAUCUCACCGAUCUGUGACGACACCGGAAUCCGUCCACACUGGUUACUCUGGCUGACGAUCGCACUUGGCGUGCUGUUUUUGAUCAUGCUACUGAUGAACAUCUUCCUCUGUACGGCCAUGAGCUGCAGCUGUGCACAGACUGAGAUCAUCGAGAAGGAACCGUCGAUCAUCGAAGAGUACGAUCCGUACCGAAGUUGGCACGGGUCGCAGUACGGAUCGCGUUACUCGCUGCACGGUGGCCGCGAAGGUGGCCACAACAAGGGUUAUACGAGCGGCGGCAGUACGAUCCACUCGAACCGAUCGCUGCCGAUCGAUUCGGACCAUUAUGCGAUCGUGCACAGCCGACCCGGUUCUCGGCAUUCCGGACUGCACGGACACCGGCCACGUGGCCCACCGAGUAAUAUGUAAACGGAAACGUGUAUGCAUGGGCGAGUGUAUACGGGCCCGUUCCCUCCUCUUCCCGUACCAAGGUUGGUGACAAAGGGGAGGCCACCGGACGACGCGCACAUUGCAUCGCAAAUACGUGCACAGCCACACCUGUACAUAACCGAAUGUGCGUGCUCAUAUUUGCGAUGGAGUUACUUUUUUUAUAUAUUACGAUUAAUCAACCAACACUACACUCUCCGUCCGUCCAGUUAAAGAGGAACAAUGCCGAACAAAUAAUGCGAACGAAAGAUUUCAUGUUUUCUCCACAUAAGUGUGUGGAGUAGUAACCCGGAUAUUUAACUUAUACACCAACGCAUGACCCAUCCAGACCCAUCGUUCCGUUGAGUCCAGACGGCUCAACUUUGCAGCAAAAAGGGUGGUCGACUGUGCACCCGAUCAUCGGCCAGCCGAAGACUGACAAAUGCCAUGUAAACGUACGUCUUUCUGCUGGAAUGCUGUUUUUACUACUGCUACUACUUCUACUACUACUACUACCGAUCUAUCGAACAAACUCCGCACAAAAACUCCCCUUUUUAUACUUGAUUUAGUAGUUCAUUUAAUUCAGCCGAUGCCCGAUACACAGAACCUAGACAGCUGUUAAGUACCAACUCCCAAAUGGGAAGAUCGAACCGAAUUUGCCCGACCUUCAACAGAGAGAGAGAGAGAGCGAGGAGUUAGUGAUCGUAAAGUGUAAAAGUUACUUUACAAAAAUUAAACCAUAGGUAAGGACUAGUAAAACUAGCUGCACUAGGGUAAAACAACAGCAACUGCUUCAGAGCAUUAGAAGCAGGAAAACGCAAUGGAUAGAUUAAUACAUUUUACCAUCACGUGACGUGAGGCGGGCUAUAAUUCAUUCAACAGUGCAAACGAUUUGAACCAUCCUUGAACCGCAAGAAAUAAGAGCGAAGAUAUGUGUUUCUUUUGCUUUACAAAAUAAAAACUUGUAAAUUUUUGCAUAAGACAGAAGAUAGUUAAUAAAACGUACAUACUAAUACGAUAAAACAAAAAA